This is a messenger RNA of Pelagomonas calceolata, 1855 nucleotides long. The record is from the annotation of a GenBank genome assembly. NCBI's taxonomy places the organism in Eukaryota, Pelagophyceae, Pelagomonadales, Pelagomonadaceae.
GUCUUUAGCCGUCCCACGGCCCGUAAAAUUGGCCGCUGGGCAGUAGUUUGCAGCUUUGUUGCACGCGGCUCUUUAGAAAUACGCCGCGCGCCAGCACACAAACGCUCGCAGCGCAACUCGCUCGGCGACGCCCGCUUCAGGCAGCUAACCAACCCUGCCCGCCGGAGGCAGCCUAGCCAACCAUGGCCAUGAACUUAAAUAUGGCCGGUGGCGCCCAGGGCAUGAUGAAGGAAGGUAGCACGCUGGCGGACGGCGUCGACGAGGCCGUCUUGAAAAACAUUGGCGCGACUAAACAGCUCGCAAAAAUAGUACAGUCGUCUUUAGGACCGAACGGCAUGAAGAAGCUCAUCAUCAACCACCUCGGGAAGACUCUCGUGUCCUCCGAUUGUGGAACGAUCGCUAGAGAGCUGGAGGUCGUCCACCCGGCGGCGCAGAUGGUGUCCAUGGCAAGUGCCGCGCAGGAUUCCGAGGUCGGCGACGGCACGAACCUCGUCGUGUCAUUUUCUGGGGAGUUGCUCAAGCUAGCUGAGGAAUUACUUAGAACAGGUUUACAUACUUCUGAAAUAGUACAAGGGUAUGAAUUAGCUUAUGCGGAAUGCGUGCGAGUCUUACCAGAACUGGAAGUGGCAAGAGUGAAGAACGUCCGAGAUGCAGCCGAAGUCGCGAAAGCCAUCGAGCCCGUAGUCGCCGCGAAACACGAAGGCGUCGAAGGUAUACUCAGCAAAGUAAUAGCCGACGCAUGCGUCGCGGUCCUCCCGCCCGCGCCCGAAGCGCCCAUCCUGAAAGCCGACCAAGUCCGCAUCGCCAAGCUGCGGGGCGGCGACGUCGCGUCGUCGACGAUGAUGAAGGGCAUGAUCGUCAUGAGACCUUCCGAGACGACGGUGCAGCAGCUCGAAGAUCGAAGCAAAGUAGUAGCGUUCAAUUGUGGGGUGGAGAUGGCCACGACGGAGACGAAGGGUACCGUACUCAUUAGAACGGCGGACGAGCUCAUCAACUACAACAAGUCGGAGGAGCGGGCCUUGGAGGCGAUUGUCAAGGAGAUCGCCGAUUCCGGCGUCAAGCUAGUCAUAUCCGGCGGUUCGGUCAGCGAGAUGGCCGUGCACUUCCUCGAGAAGUACCAGCUCAUGUGCCUGAAGAUCACGUCGAAGUGGGAGCUGCGGAGAUUAUGUGGGGCUACCGGGUGUACGGCGCUCGUGCGAUUGGGCGCUCCUACUCCGGAAGAGAUGGGCUCUGUUUCGAAAGUAUCGACCAAGGAGCUCGGUGGUCGCACCGUGACCGUAUUGGAGCAAUUGGGAGAUGCUCAAACCAAAAUCGCCACUGUCGUUCUACGGGCCGCGACGGCGUCGCUGAUUGACGACCUGGAGCGAGCUGUCGAUGAUGGUGUGAAUGCGGUACGGAUGCUCUGCAAGGACCCUCGGUUGCUCGCGGGCGGUGGUGCGUGUGAAAUGGAACUCAGUAAAAGAUUGAGAGAUUACUGUGAGGCUUCUACAGGGAUGGACCACUACGCCCUCGCGAAGUUCGCCGACGCCUUUGAAGUCGUGCCUCGAGCCUUGGCCGAGACGUCGGGCUUAGAUCAAACGAAAGUCAUCGCUGAGCUGCGCGACCAGCACGCGGCCGGGGAUGCUACUGCUGGCGUGGACUUGGCCGCAACGUUGUCGGGCGGGGGCACGGGCGCGCCCGUGCGCGACGGCUACGCCGUCAAGGAGUCCGCUCUCAGAUUAGCCGUGGACGCGGCGGUGACGGUGCUCCGCGUCGACCAGAUCAUCAUGUCCAAGCCGGCGGGCGGGCCGAAGAAGUAGGUCGCGUGGCUUCCCUUUUGCUCUCUAACGUUACGUUUUCGAUAUACCUAGCAUGA